Syngnathus typhle (broad-nosed pipefish) is the source of this 5027-nucleotide messenger RNA. It is a transcript of the gene scaper, whose product is annotated as S-phase cyclin A-associated protein in the ER. The transcript has 31 exons. Gene Ontology annotation, molecular function: zinc ion binding; nucleic acid binding. The record is from RefSeq and is a predicted model, not a curated record. NCBI's taxonomy places the organism in Eukaryota, Metazoa, Chordata, Actinopteri, Syngnathiformes, Syngnathidae. Bases 279 to 4664 code for a protein of 1461 amino acids.
UUCGCCUGCAGCUAGCUACACUCAUCACUGGCAGCACAGGUUGGGGGGGCCGCCCGUGUGCAUGACUGCGCAGAGUCGCGGCAGAAGGAGAGUGCGAGGAACAGAGUGUAUGUGAGGGAGCACACAAGCUGAAAAUGUAACAACGGAGCUGAUGGACGGCAGCAGCCAGUUCGGGUCCAAGUCCCCCAGUCUUCUUUGAGAUAAGUCGAACUAUCAAGGCAAGUUGCUAUGACAUUGCGGAGCGAGGACUGGGAGUCUAUUUUAGUCCCCCCUGUCAGAUGGCCGUGGCGCCGCUGGUGAGGGGGAAGAGGGCGCCUGAAGUGGGCAGCAACAGCAUGUCAGAGCCGGACCAGGACGAAGAAGCGGCUUCAGCGCUCUUCUAUUCUGCCUCCUUCCAGCGCUCCAACAGCCACGACAAAGUGCGUAAGAUUGUCGCCGAAGAGGGCCGCGCUGCUCGGAACCUGAUUGCGUGGAGUGUCCCGCUGGAGAAUAAAGAGGAGGAAGCAAAGUCCAAAAGUCAUUUUGCCGGCGGCGCAAGAGCUCUGAGGACUCAUUCCGGGCAGCAAAGGAAUAAGAGACAGAAUGCUGGCGCGGAGAGCAAAAGCACAGCCGGAGCCUUGUUGGACAAGGCGGCCGAGAAGAGCCCCACCAAAUCUCGACAGCCUCGUAAAGUGGACCUGCGAGCACGCUACUGGGCCUUCCUCUUUGACAACCUGCGGCGCGCCGUGGAUGAGAUCUACGUCACGUGCGAGUCCGAUCAAAGUGUUGUCGAAUGCAAGGAAGUCUUGAUGAUGUUGGACAACUACGUGCGGGAUUUCAAAGCCCUCAUAGACUGGAUCCAGCUCCAGGAGAAACUGGAGAAAACCGAUGCCCAGAACAGGCCGACCUCUUUAGCCUGGGAAUUGCGUAAGAUGUCACCGGGACGCCACGUGGUGCCGAGCCCCUCUGCGGACAGAAUGGUUUCCUCCCCAGCUGCACGUCGCACCCUGAAUUUUGGUGGACCUCCACCUGCCAUGGCCGCUGCCCGGCUUUCCCUUUCGGGCCCCAGCUGGGCAGACCGAGUGAAGUGUACUCACUCGGCUCCGAGUCCGACUCAGCUGAUGACAUCUUCGGUCGAAAAGCCAAGUAAAAAAGAUUCCGAAGGCUGGGAGACGGUUCACCGCGGACGGGCGGCCAAGCCUCGCUCCGCCACCAUGAUCGCCAAGGUCAGUCCGGUCUUGGCCACUCACGUGGCCCCGAAGCAGGCCAGCAGCAAGAAUCAGUCACUCGUGCCGCCACAAGAAGAGCAUCCCGUCCGCCCGCAGUCCCCACCUCCGAUCGACACAACUAAGGUGGACUCAAAGAAGAAAGUCGAUCCCCCUGAUGAGGAGAAACCUCCAGUUGGCGGGGACACAGUCGAGCCCCCAGCAGAGAAUGCACGAGACUCGGGGCUUUGUGCCGACGCAGCCCGCGACGCCGCGCCUCCUCCCCCUAUAGCAGAUAUCACCCCUUGCCCAGCCCCACAACCCGCCUCGUGUUCAGCUGCGGCCCCGCCAUCAGACAUGACCUUAUCGGUCCUAGCCCCGGCCCGCUCCGCAUCCCUAGAGCGACCCGAGACGGAUGGGCUGGGCGGACCGUCGGCCUUGGGGGACGGUGUGGCUGAGGGGGGCACGGCCACAUCUGCUCCACGACAGGCUGAGACUCCCAUGGAAGCGGUGAAACUGGAGAGUGUGCCGGACCCCACAGAGCUUUCCACUCCUCAGUCCAUGGCCGAGGUCCUGGCUAAAAAAGAGGAGCUGGCUGACCGACUCGAGAAGGCCAACGAAGAAGCCAUCGCCAGCGCCAUCGCAGAAGAAGAGCAGCUGACCAGAGAGAUUCAAGCGGAGAACAAUGAUCUGGAGACGGACAACGAAAAUGACUUCCCGGCUGGCAUUGCUAAUGGAGGAUGUGGGCCCAACAUGGAAUGGAGUGAGAUGUUGGCCGAUUACGAAGCGAGGGAGGCAUGGCGUCAGAAUACCUCAUGGGGCGACAUGGUGGAGGAGGAGCCCGCUCGCCCUCCCGGACACGGGAUCCACAUGCAUGAAAAAUUGUCCUCGCCGUCACGCAAAAGGACGAUUGCAGAGUCGAAGAAAAAACAUGAAGAGAAACAGCUGAAGGCUCAGCAGCUGCGGGACAAAUUGCGAGAGGAAAAGACGUUCAAACUGCAGAAGCUUUUGGAGAGGGAAAAGGAGGUGAGGAAAUGGAAGGAGGAGUUGCUGGAACAACGGAGGAAGAUGAUGGAGGAAAAGCUUCUGCAUGCCGAGUUAAAACGAGAGUUGCAACUCCAGGCCAUUGUGAAGAAGGCUCAAGAAGAAGAGGCCAAGGUCAAUGAAAUCGCCUUCAUCAAUACUCUCGAAGCUCAGAACAAGAGACACGAUGCCCUGGCGAAACUAAAUGAAUACGAGCAACGCCUUAAUGAGCUCCAGGAGGACAGGCAGAGGAGGCAGGAGGAGAAGCAAGCCAGGGAUGAAGCGGUGCAGGAACGUAAACGAGCCCUUGAAGCUGAGCGGCAGGCACGCGUGGAGGAGCUGUUGAUUCGGCGCAAGGAACAAGAGGCUCGAAUUGAACAGCAGCGGCACGAAAAAGAAAAAGCAAGAGAGGACGCGGCGCGGGAGAGAGCUAGAGACCGAGAAGAGCGUCUGGCCGCUCUUAGUGCGGCUCAACAGGAGGCCAUGGAGGAGCUGCAAAAGAAAAUUCAAAUGAAGCACGACGAGAGCAGCCGCAGGCACAUGGAGCAAAUGGAGCAGAGGAAGGAGAAGGCGGCCGAGCUUAGCAGCGGCCGCCACGCCAACACAGACUACGCCCCCAAGCUAACGCCGUACGAACGCAAGAAACAGUGCUCGCUCUGCGCCGUUGUGAUCACCUCAGAGGUGCACCUGUUCAGCCACACCAAGGGCAAAAGGCACCAACAGGCCGUGCGAGACAGCAGCAGCAUCCAGGGACGGGAGCUGUCCGAUGAGGAAGUGGAGCAUCUUUCCUUGAAGAAAUACAUCGUGGACAUUGUGACUGACAGCUCCGUUUCCUCCGAGAGCCUAAAAGAUAGCGAGGAGAGGCAAAAGGCCCGCAAGAAGGCAAAAAAGCUCCGUGCCAGGAUGAACUCCAGAGCAAAGCAAUACGAGACGUCAUUUGACACAAAGACGCAAGUUCCUGACUCCCCAUACAAGGCCAAGUUACAGCGCCUGGUGAAGGACCUUUUGAAGCAACUGCAGGGCCAAGAUAACGGCCAAUGGGCCAACAACAAAGUGUCCAGUUUGGAUCGAACUUUGGGCGAGAUUCUUCGCAUCUUGGAGAAACAGAACACGGCAGACCAAGUGGCCUUCCAAGUGGGCGGCGGCCUAUCGGCUCUGGAGCAAAUCCUGCAGGUCGUCACGGCUGCCUCCUCACCUACCGCCCUUCCCCGUAUUCCUUACAAGACCCUUUGUGUUGCUGUGAAUAUCUACUACUCCACAUGCUCCUCCUGUCCCCUCAACUGCUCUUAUGUGCUGUUCAGCAACAAGAUCGCACUCCUCAUGGACCUGCUGUUGCACCAGCUAACGAUUUAUGUUCCAGAUGAGGACAAGUCCAUCUUCGGCCGUAGUGUUAACAAACAAGUGUGUGAGGGUUUUACCACCGCCUUAUUGCAAACCACAGCGACCAUCUUGAGGUGCCUGUCUCCGAUGACCUCCGAGUCAAGAAAAGCGGAAGACUCUUUGAUUUCGUCUCCGGAUGCCAAGGUCAAGAACUCUGCCACUGAUUCCUUCAAUAUUCGCACACAAGACCUGAUCAGCUAUGUGGUCAACAUGGGUUUGAUUGACAAGCUGUACGGGUUCUUUCUAUCCAUUCAAAGCCCCGUGGACGAGCACCCGAAGAUGUCUGCGUUCCUCCAGCAAGCCUCGGCUUUCUUAUACAGCACGUGCAAGCUGUGCUUUGUCGUAACCGGACGUGGGUCCAGUAUAUUUGACAACAAGCGUCAAGACCCAACGGGGCUGACGGGCCUGCUGCAGUCCACAGACCUGGUGGGAGUGGUGCACACGCUGUAUUCCAUCCUGCUGCACAGCUUCUCGCCAGAGUCGUCCUCUCAGAGCCAGGAACCUUACAGCGCAGGGGUCAUCCAGGUGGCUUUGCAAGGCAUCCGCUUCCUCAACAGUUUUGCCCUGCUUGACCUCUCUGCCUUCCAGAGCGUCCUAGGAGCGGAGGGCUUGUCGCUCGCUUUCCGCCACAUCGUCAGCUCGCUGCUUUGGUACUGUACCCAGCAUUCGGCCGAAGAGCUGCUCCACGAAGUCAUCAUCUGCGUGGGAUACUUCACUGUCAAUCACCCGGAUAACCAGGUGAUCGUGCAGUCUGGCCGCCAGCCCAGCGUGCUGCAAAAACUUUGCCAGCUGCCCUUCCAGUAUUUCAGCCACCCGCGCCUGAUCCGCGUGCUCUUCCCCUCGCUCAUCUCGGCGUGCUACAACAACGGGCCCAACAAGGUCAUGCUGCAGCAGGAGAUGAGCUGCGUGCUGCUCGCCACCUUCAUUCAGGAUUGUGCUUCAAGUGAGAAACAAUGUGACAGCAAAACGAAACAAAAUGCACUCCAGCAAAUGGAUUAUUGCGAGAUGCCCAACCGCUUCCCUCGAGACCAGUGGGACUCAGCGCUGCAGUUUUUCCUUAAAAAGCAAAACGAGUGACAGACUGGCACCUUUAAAAAAAAAAACAAAAAAAAAAAACGUCAACUCUCCUGACUUGAGGCUGAUCUGACAAAAAAAAAAAUUGAAACUAAAUAUCGUGUUUGUGUAUUGCGGUUAAAGAGCAACAAAAAGUUUGUUUCUGUUCUGGAAACGUAGUUAAUUUAUUACAUUUGUCCUAUUUUGUACUCAUCUUGUGUGCAAGUUAAGAUAUUUGCAAAUGUGUGUUUUUAUAGUUGGCAUCAUUUGGGUUUUGUUCUCAAGAAGGCAAAAACACUCAUCAGUUACUGUCCAUGCACAGAAUAUUUAUGUUAAGCUUCAUCAUUCUUUGUAUAAAUGUACAUAAUAAAAGUUUUUUUGUUCAAA